Molecule: messenger RNA, 1521 nt
Organism: Entamoeba invadens IP1
Lineage: Eukaryota; Evosea; Mastigamoebida; Endamoebidae
Exons: 4
Coding region: 1-1521 (506 amino acids)
Molecular function (GO): toxic substance binding
Source: RefSeq, a predicted model, not a curated record
AUGGAAGAAAUAGUUCAAAAUGAAAAGAAGAGGAACGGCAUACUGAUGAAUACGAUAUCGCUACCAGGCCUUCUUUUUGUUGGUCUGGUAUUUUUGUUGUUCACCACUGGUAUCACUAUUGUCUCUUUCAUAUCUCCGAAACGAUAUUUAACGACUACACAAGGUCUUUGGAAUUGCUCGAACAACUAUGCAGGUGUUUUUGACAAGAAAGAAUGUAAAGGAUGGGAUUCGUACGCAACAUUAACGAGAAUGGAAGAGGUUACAAAACCAAACGUUUCUAUAGCGUUGGGUCCUUUUGGCCCACUUAAUAAAGAUGUUAACAUUAAACUCCUCAUUAAAAAUGUUUUUACAACAAGUGCAAAGGAGAGUUAUGAAUUCACUCUUGAUUUCGAUUACUCCCUUCAACCAUUUACUGAUAUGAAGUACAUUGCUAGCACCAAUUAUGUGUUGGUCAGAGCACACAAAGUCAACGUGAAAUGCGAAGGAUUGAAUAAGUACUGUGACGUUGACUUUUCACUCUUUAGACGAUUUUCGUCAAGCAUUUACGAGCGAUUUGAUAUAUUUUCAAUGAACUCGACAUCAACAAAGAGUAUGGAAAAGGCGGAAUUUUAUCUGACUAUCGAUACGUACAAUUCGAAAUCGACGAUGUACGAAGUCAUCUGGCGAUUAGUCCUUGUAUUUGCCAAUUGUGUCGUUUUAGUCUUCUUUUUGUGGUCCCUUCGAAAGGUGAUGUUGAAGCAAUGGCCAUUUGAAGAGGUACUUACAGCACUACUGAUCUACGGAUUGAUUUUCUUCAACAACCCGUUCUGUUUCUUAGAAUAUAUGACUCAGGCGUCCUUCUUUAUGAUGGUCAACACAUUCUUUGAGGCGUUCUUCUUAGGAUAUAUGAUGUUCUAUAUACUUGCUUUCUUCAACUUGCUAAGAAGACCAGAGAAGGCAAAAGGAUUCAUUCCAUUGAUCACAAGGGCAGUUAUGGGAAUAGUGAUUGGGUGCACUUCCUUUGGAUCGACCCUUGCAGUCAAAAUGACGGUGAAUUUGAAUAGUCACUUUACCUCAAAUGUGAUGACUAUUGUCUUUGGUAUUUCAUUUCUUCUCGCCAUCUUGGCGUAUUUGUUUUGGUUGGCUUUUGAUGUCAUCCGGUCAUUCUCCGAGAGACGAAAAAUGAGUGGCCCAAACAAGAACAGGACUUUGAUCUUUGGGAUUGUGACAUUUGGCUGUAUUAUCAUUAUAGCGUCGGUCGCUAUUGGGGUCUAUUUCUCGGGAUAUAUGGUUUCAAAUAUGUUCAUUGGUCUUAUGGCAUAUGUGAAUUUGUAUUGCUUCUUCUUAACGAUCUUAUGCCUUCCAUCACAAGAAAACACCGAAAACACGGAAAGUAAAGUGAUAAUGAAGUUGGACACCGAACUUAAAGUCGAACAGUACGACGAUGAUGGGGAAUUGAUCAUUAAUGACACUAACACCGGGAAAGAGGGACAGUUGUAUGAUGAAGACAACGCUCUCAACGUCUCUAAAUUGGAUAAUUGA